AUGUCUUUGCAAAUGAAUAAUCUUACUGGUCAAAUCCCACAAAGCCUUGGAUCAUUUCUCACUAGGCUUCAAAUUCUUGAUCUUUCUGGAAAUGAUCUAUUUGGAGUUGUUCCAUUUUCCAUUUUCAAUGUGUCUUCCUUAAAGCUCAUUGAUUUGGGACGAAAUCGGAUUAGUGGGGAUCUGCCAAGGGGAUUUUGUACUAGGCUUCCAAAUCUGCAAGGAGGUUUGCCAAGAGACAUGUGGAAUUUGACAAAGCUUCAAGAUUUAUAUAUUGCUCGGAAUAACCUUACAGGGAAUUCGUCAACUUUGGUGAUGAUAGACAUUGGUGAGAACCAAAUCCAUGGUAAUAUUCCUCAAGAACUAGGACAUCUCUCUAGUCUUGAAGAAUUAUAUCUUGGAUCCAACAUGUUAGCAGGUGAAAUUCCGAUUGGAAUUUUCAACAUUUCAUCGCUAAAAGUAAUAGCACUUACUGCAAAUAGUCUGUCUGGCAAACUUACUUCAUACUUGGCUAAUAGCCUUCCAAAUCUUGAGGGACUUUAUCUUGGGAUUAAUCAGUUUAGUGGUACACUUCCUAGCUCCAUAUCAAAUGCUACUAAGCUCAACUUUCUUGAUCUUGGAAGGAACAUGUUUAGUGGAAAUGUACCAAUUGAUCUGGGAAUAACUCUCCAGCAGAUUCAAAGCAUCAACUUGCAAAGGAAUCACUUUACAAAUGAUCCCUCAUCUACGGGUGAAUUAAGUUUUCUAAAUUCCCUCUCAUAUUGCAAGUUCUUGAAAACUAUAAUGAUUGGAGACAACCAAUUUAGGGGCAUUCUUCCGAAAUCAUCCUUGACUAACUUGUCAUUGUCUCUUGAGAGUUUCAUCGCCUAUGACUGUGGAAUCAGGGGGGAAAUCCCAGUUGAAAUCAGUAACUUGACUAACUUGUCGUGGUUAACACUGGGAGCCAAUGAGUUAAUUGGUUCAAUUCCUCAAGAAUUGGGGAAGUUGAACAAGAUGCAAACUUUGAGAAUGUACUACAGCCAAUUAGAUGGGAUCAUACCUGAAAACUUAUGCAAUAUCAAAGAAUUGUACUUCUUGGACUUGAGAAGAAAUCGACUAACAGGGAAAGUACUAGGGUGUUUGGGAAAUAUUUCUUCAUUAAGAAAUAUAUAUUUAGAUUCCAAUGCUUUAAGUUCAGAUAUUCCAUUAAAUUUUUGGAGUAAUAAGGAUAUCUCAAUUGUAAGUUUGUCGUUUAAUCAGUUAAAUGGUCCUUCGGAGUUGGAGAUUGGAAAUAUGAGGGGUCUACGUGAGUUAUAUCUAUCAGGAAAUGAGUUGUUUGGUCAAAUUCCAAGCACCGUUGGACAACUCCAGAAUUUGGUUAACCUUUCAUUAGAUAUGAAUAGGUUAGAUGGUGCUAUACCUAAGACAUUCGAAUAUUUGGUCAGCUUGGAAUACUUCGAUUUGUCACAUAACAAUUUAUCAGGCCAAAUUCCAAUGUCAUUGACAAAGCUUAAGCAUCUCAUCUAUCUGAAUGUCUCUUUCAAUGAACUAUCUGGUGAAAUUCCAGAUGGAGGUCCUUUUGGGACUAACAACUUUGAAGAAUCGAAUUUGAUUGGAAAGGGAAGCCUUGGUAUGGUUUAUAAGGGGACAUUUACAAAUGAGACAGUAGUAGCCGUGAAGGUUUUCAAUGCACAGGUGCAAGAUGCAUUCAAAAGGUUUGAUUUGGAGUGUAAGGUUUUGCAUAACAUUCGACAUAGGAAUCUUGUUAAGGUGAUAAGUAGUUGUGCAAAUCUUGAUUUCAAGGCACUGGUGCUAGAGUAUAUGCCUAAUAGAAUCUUGAUUAUUGGCUUUACUCUCACAAUAAUUUCUUGGAUUUAA
Molecule: messenger RNA, 1854 nt
Organism: Capsicum annuum
Lineage: Eukaryota; Viridiplantae; Streptophyta; Magnoliopsida; Solanales; Solanaceae
Product: receptor kinase-like protein Xa21
Exons: 4
Coding region: 1-1854 (617 amino acids)
Biological process (GO): protein phosphorylation
Cellular component (GO): plasma membrane
Molecular function (GO): protein binding; ATP binding; protein kinase activity
Source: RefSeq, a predicted model, not a curated record